Molecule: messenger RNA, 720 nt
Organism: Plasmodium malariae
Lineage: Eukaryota; Apicomplexa; Aconoidasida; Haemosporida; Plasmodiidae
Product: Plasmodium exported protein, unknown function
Exons: 2
Coding region: 1-720 (239 amino acids)
Source: RefSeq, a predicted model, not a curated record
AUGGAAGGAAAAAUUAAGACAAACUUGUAUGUUAAAAUUUGUUCGUUUAUACUUUUAAUUUGGAUAUGCAAUUUUUACAAUGACGAGAGUAUGUAUAAUAAUUCUUUGUAUGAGAGGCAUAAUAUAGGUGGAAAAUUAUAUACAAGAACAUAUCGAUUACUGACAUUGCAUAAACGGGAACAUGGAUCAAAUAAAGUAGGGUUAAAAGAAAAAAUAUCACUUAAUAAGGCAUACGAAAAAAACAAACAAUAUAAUGGAUGUUCUAUAAUUAAUGCAAAAGGCUAUAACAAUUCUAGGAAAAGUAAACCUUCUGUAAACCAUGAAGGAUAUACAUAUAAUAAAAAAAAGUUGUUGGACAAGAUAUAUUAUAUAAAUAAAGUUAGGAACUCUAUGAAUCUUGACACCAAGUAUUUAAGAAUGACGACAUAUAAUAAUUACAAAUUUUUUUAUGCUUUACCUUUAUUACUUCUGUUAGCUGGAAUAUUAAUUUUUGUAUUAGAAAAAUAUUUAGACGUUACAUUUCUUUAUGAAGCGUUAUCAAUUGCAGGUCAGUGGAAUAUAUCGAUGUUAAGUAUAAUACUUGUCUCGGUAUUUACACUUAUAGUUUUACCAACGUUUAUUUAUAUAUUUAAAAAUCUUGUAAAAGAUAAUAAGUCAAUAUAUCUAAAAUCGAAAUUGUAUAAUACGAAAUAUCCUUAUUUCACCAAUCUAGACUAUUAA